AUGACCACAGUGCAUGGUUCCAAAGAUAAUAACCUGCAUGAUAUUAAUGCUUUCGCUGAAAGCUCAAGUGACGAGCAUGCUGCCCUGAAUACUUCUUUCGAAUCUGAACCCAGGUCUAGCGGUUCAUAUCCUUGUCAAUAUGAAAUCAGCAGACAAGCCGAGCUGGCCUCUGUGAACCCAAGUUCAGACAACAACCACAUCUUCCAUAAAGUGAAAAACUUCCUUCGACCAGACAAUACACAGAUCCCCGAUGACGAUAGUUUGUCUGGUUGGCCCCACCACUGCAACCCGAUAUCCAUAUUCAAGCAACAGACAAAACAAAUUGUCAGCCCCAGGAUCAUUUUCUCCGGUGCAUUCGCCAUAUCAGCAAUCAUUAUCUCCAAUACCCACAGCCCGGCGCUUGUAAUAUUCAUCUGGAACCUCCUUGCUAUUGUGCCGCUGUCGAUUACGCUCACAGAAGCCACAGAAAGGAUAUCCAAGGAUUUGGGCGAGACCGCUGGCGCUCUCCUCAAUAUCACCAUAGGGAAUCUAGCGGAGCUUAUUAUUUUCACUGCUUUGUUGAAAGACAACAUUAAAGUAGUUCAAUCGUCACUCCUUGGCUCCAUUCUUGUGAACCUCCUACUCGUCCUCGGGUCUGCAAUCAUAGCAGGCUGUAUCUCGAAGAGUGAUGUGACAUAUAACACUGAUCUCACACAGUCAUUUGUGGGACUUCUCAAUCUCACAAUCUCUUGUCUCAUGAUUCCAACCGCUUUCUACGGCAGCCAGGGGGUGUCCAUCAUCCUCCUAGCCACAUACUUUUUAUACCUUUUCUUCCAGUUCAAAUCACACGCUCACUUAUUCCUCUCUACACGGCUUCAUGUGCCACAGCCAAACCAUGAUCAGGGAUAUACAGACCUCGAAUCGCAUCCCACCGGACUCGCAAGAGCAACCAGCAGAGAUCUUCCCCAUCUAGAGAUGCAAGAGGUGCGAUCACGGUCAUGUUCAGUCGACGCAUUGACGGCAUCAGGAAUGCCACUGUUUCAUAGCGAGCCAUCCGAAGGAAGCAUGAGCAUCGAUGGGCAAACGGAAACACCCAUUAAAGAGCCUCUAGGAUGUCACUGCGACCGCUAUGUUGUCAAAUCCAGCCGAAUCAUAUCCGUCACCCUCCUCGCCCUAUCAACAAUUCUCAUCGCUAUAUGCGCUGAGUACUUCGCCUCGAGCUUCUCAACGCUCAAUGAUCAGGGCGUCCUUGGUGAAUCAUUCGUCGGUUUGAUCAUCAUCCCCGUUGCUGGAAAUGUUGCUGAGAAUGUCACUGCGGUUGUUGUGGCCUCAAAAAAUCAAAUGGAUCUUGCCAUCAGCGUUGCUCUUGGAUCAGCCAUUCAAAUCGGUCUCCUGGUUUCGCCUGCCAUGGUGCUUAUCGGCUGGGCUCUCGACAAGCCCAUGACCUUGCACUUUGACAAGUUCGAGAUGGUCACAUUGAUUGGAGCUGUUCUUUUGGUUGAUUUCAUCGUUCUCAAAGGAAAGACCAAUUAUAUGGAGGGGGCUAUCCUGUGUGCUUGCUUUGCGGCUAUUUCUGUUGGCGCAUACUUGUUGCCGUUCACUUGA
Messenger RNA from Penicillium vulpinum, 1584 nucleotides. Its product is annotated as calcium:cation antiporter. Gene Ontology annotation, molecular function: calcium:proton antiporter activity. Gene Ontology annotation, biological process: intracellular calcium ion homeostasis; calcium ion transmembrane transport. Gene Ontology annotation, cellular component: fungal-type vacuole membrane. The transcript has 6 exons. The coding region runs from base 1 to 1584 and encodes 527 amino acids. Lineage: Eukaryota; Fungi; Ascomycota; Eurotiomycetes; Eurotiales; Aspergillaceae. The record is from RefSeq and is a predicted model, not a curated record.